GAGCAGUCAACAGCUAACACUCUACCCGCCACGGUCGCCAGCAGCAUGGGGCGCUGGCGGACGAGAGAGCACCUCGCCGCGGCCUCCAAUCUCGCUCCACGAAUCGCUGCCUUGGAAACCGAGCUCCCGCGCUCGCGGGGCACACCCACGAGCACACCCGUACCAGGGGACGAGGAGGUGGAGGGCUUGGAAGCAGAAACCUGCGCCGGGAGGCAUGGGCGGCAGGUGGAGGUGGUGCUACUGACGGGGCGCGCGGCCAUGGCGACGCAGAGCAUGGAGGAGUGGAGGGAGAAGAGGGAGAAGAGACGCUGCUGCUUGGGUCAAAGGGAGAAGAAGGCCACACGCCCGCGAGGAGACGUAUAGCCUUCGAUGGGCCGGGGGCCCACGAGUCAGUGCGACGCAAGCAGCUUCAUCUUUUGGCUUCAUUUAAAGCUAUAGCUUUCUCCGGCAAGCCGUCGCCUCAGCUCAUCUCACUGUUUGCGAAAUUGCGGCGGCGGCGCCCAAUCUCGCGGUGCAGGGGCGGCGCCUAGUUCCAUGGCGAGAUAGCAUUCCGGUUUGCCGGAGGAGAUUGCCGUCAAGAGCGAGAGAGAGCAUCGGCGAAUCAUUUUGAGUCUGGUGUUCCUCCUCUUCCUCCCGGCGAUGGGGAAUUGGAAUCACCAUCGGCGGCCAUGGUACAGGAGGACCCGCCACGACCGCGCUCCACGACCGCCUUCCCCUCCUCCUGAUCUCGGACACAAUUGCCACCCAAUCCCAUUAUGGGAAAGGGAAUUUUGCAUUUAUGUUGGCGGCAUUUCUUGGCACAGGUUCUGUGACAACAAGAGAUAUGUCUGCAUGUAUAAGAACAUAGAGCAAUGGGAUGACUCAGAAGCCUUUGAUAAUUUUAAGAAUGCAAAGGCUAGAUUCUGGGCUAAUUACCAUGGUCAACCUUCAGACAUAUCUUUGCCAGACCCUGAUAUGUAUAUUGACAAGGUUGACCACAAUAGCAAGAUCGACCCUGAGUUGAUAGCUGACCUGAAUAUGGUACGGUUACCAUUCGAGAUGGAUGAUGAGUUACUCCCAGCUGAUGGAUUGGGCAGCACUGAUACAGAUAACAAGUGCCAGCAGAGGCAGAACCAAUCUAGAAACUGGGACAUCUAUGUAGAAAAGCCCACCGAAGUUAACAAGUGGGAGCAAGAUUCAAGAUCCAACAUGGACUGGGGAACAAAGCAUGAAUCUUGGAAUGAGUGGAGUAAAAAUUGCUCUGGUUGGGGUAGUGCCUUGGCGGAUUCUAGUUGGGGCAAUUGGAAUAAUAGUAACAAUCAUCAUUCAUCAAAUAACAGGGCUAGCUUCAAUGGGAUCAACAGGAAUAGAUACCAGGACCCAAGCAGCAUAUCUGGAAGGAAAAGGAAUAGUGGUGGGUACAUUCAGCAAAGAAACAGUAGACAGAGAAACCAGAUUGAGGGCUACCAAGGAAGUAGAUGGUGAGACCCUAAAGAAAAGAACAUCUCUUUACAUAAUAGUGUAAAUGGCCACACAAUAGAAUGUGGCUUCUUAGUUAGUAGUUUGAAAGAUUGGAUGAGAAAUGAAUCCUUGUGAUCUUUUUGUCUGGAGCAGUUGGCAAUACUUAGCAGUUUGAACAAUUAUACAUGUAAAGAGAUGUUUGAGUUAUUUUUCCUGUUAGUCUAUGGAAAGAAAGUUUCUUCAUGUUGUUUGAAACAUUUUGUUUUUGGGUAAUGGAAGCAGAAUGCUGCCAUUUCGUUGUAAAGGUGAUCACCAUAAGUUAGUUGCUUUUUUCCUUUCUUUCUUUCUUUCUUUCUUUCUUUCUUUCAAGUUCCAUGAAUAUGUGGUUUGUUCAAGUGAAA
Molecule: messenger RNA, 1841 nt
Organism: Oryza sativa Japonica Group (Japanese rice)
Lineage: Eukaryota; Viridiplantae; Streptophyta; Magnoliopsida; Poales; Poaceae
Source: RefSeq, a predicted model, not a curated record